CCCUGCCUGGGUCAGGGGAAAUCACCCCCCGUUCGACUCUCUCUGACAAAAUGCCACGGUGACGCAGCACAUCAGAAACUUUGGAGGCCCCGGGCCUGCUGAGCACCAUCCCUCCCUCUCAGCGAACGCCAAUUCCAAAGUCCCACGCGUCUCAAUCUCCUGGCUGAGGUCUCUUUGUCAAAUGACCUCCUUUCGAGGUGGGGGGUUUUAAACUGAGAUGUUUCCACAGCUCUUCACGAUGUCAUGGAGACCCACCGGAAUGGGAUGGAUGCCUACAACGGGAGAUGACCAGUCUCCCCAUUCGGAGUCAGAGAGCUGGGAGUCAACACAAGCUGCAAUGAGAUGGACCACCGUGCGUGGUGAGGCGAUGCAUUCCGGCUCUCCUCCUAUCCCGACCGGAAUGACACACCGUGAGUCCAGACAGACAGACAGCAGCAGCGAGGGAGAGCAUUCCGGCUCUCCUCCUAUCCCGACCGGAAUGACACACCGUGAGUCCAGACAGACAGACAGCAGCAGCGAGGGAGAGGAGGCACAGUCACUGACCUGGACAUACAAGCCCAUUAAACAGAUGAACAUUACCAUGUUCCUGAUGUUGUUUCAUAACCUCAUGAAGGACAAGAUGUACAAGCCGAGACUGCAGGAGUGUUUGGAGAAGACUCCAAGUGCAGAGAUUGCCUGGGAAACCCUCCGGGCUAACCUAACCCUCAUGGCCCGAAUGGAGGCCUCGAUCCUGCUGAUGGUGGCAGGCCGAGCCAUGCUGGCAGCCAGUGCCGAGGAGCUGGAAAAGCUGCCUGUGCCCAAGGAUAUUGCCUUGAUAAAGGCCGUGAUGAAUCAGUUCAAUAACAUUCACUGUAACCUAACCAAGGAAGCGCGCAGGGCAGUGUACCACUGGCUAAAAAGAGCUCUAAAGUCAGUCAUGUGCCCAGAGAGGGAGAGGCCACAGGGAGACAGAGAGGAUCGCAGAGAUCAAGACACACCAACAACAGGUCUGUGUAACUGGGUGAAUGAGACCACUCUGGGAAUAGUCCACCUCUACGUCUUUGAAGCAACUCCCAGCGAUCUCAAACUCAUCACUGAACAACAGACGUGCCGGAUGUUCACUAAUCCCCAGUUUGCGAUAGCCCUCAGUGUGGCGUACGACAUGGAGACCUGGAUGGGCAAGCAACUCUUCCACACGAUCACCACCAGCUGCAUCAACGUCACCGCACCCAAUCACAUCACUCGUCUCGGAGCCCUGGCUUGUUUCUUUGAAGAUGUAGAGUCCCUGGACAACAUCACCUCCAACGCUCUGCUCAAACAACUGAUGGCGUGUCCCAAUGCCAAUGCGCGCCAGAACAUAAAGAGGCUGGUGAAGGACACACCCCUGACCGGUGACCUGCUCCAGACCGUGGGCCAGGCCCUCAGUGUGUUCUCUGCCCAGAAACUGGACAAAAUCUCUGGCCAGGACAUCCGCGAGAACAUCGAGGUUUUCGCCACUGUUGAAGACUUUCAGAUAACUCAGUCCCGGCUCCUGGUCAGUAAGUUCAUCCUGGCCGGAGGCAAGCUGAACUCCAGUUCGGAUCUGCUGGGAUUGGGUCACCUGAUCGCAGGAGUCUGCUCCACACAGCUCCGGAAUAUGCCGUCGGAGGAGUUGGCCAAAGUUGCCAAGGGAUUCCAAGAGGAGCAAGCAAAUAAACUCAUCCCCUUCCAGAAAACAACCAUCGUCCUGACGAUCUUGGAGAAUGAGGACACCACGGCGGUGUUUUGGAGCCUCUCCUCGUCUUUCCGCAAGGAACUUCCCACCUCCAGCAUCGGGAAAGCGAACAUCACUGACCUGGCGCAGGUGAAGGACACCGAGUGGAAUAAGGGUCAGGCACUCUUCAUCUGCGAAGGGCUCCUCACGAAAAAUGCAAUUCCGGUUGAUGAACUGGGGCAGCUGGGCUCCUUAGUUGCGGGGGUAACGUGUGAGAUGUUCGAACGGUCCGCAGGCAGCGCGGUGCUGAACAUGUGCAGGAGCCUGGGGAACGUCACUGCGUGGUUAUCAAGGGCCCAGCUCGUCUGUGUGGCCAAACUGCUCGGAUCUGCCCUCGACGCCUAUGACCCACAGGCUCUGCAGGAUAAUGUGGACACCAUACUCACCAACGUUUCCAGUGAGAUCCUCCUCCACCUCAGUGAGCAGUAUAUCUGCCAGACCCUUGCCAGCUCGUGUACCCUUUACCUGAAGACGAUGGCAGAGGCUCGGUUUGAGUUGCUGCCCCGGAGCUCCGCGAUCCGAGAGUGUGUCCGUGUCGCUGCCAUUCGCUGUCUGGAUAAGUCGGUCUCGGAGCUGGAAGAAGCGGACCUGGCCUUCCUGGGAAGGGUGGUGUGUGAGUUUUCCGGGAAUAACGUCUCCGAGCUUCAGGAUGCCGCCUUCGGUGCCUCCAUCCCGCAGUUCGGGAAGUGUCCACAGUUCCACGCCACCGCCCCCACCCUCCUGGCGGACAGGAUCACCAGCAGUCUCGGGAACGCCUCGAUGUGGACGAGUGAGAUGGUCGCCUCGCUGGGCCCCAUGGUCUCCUUCCUGGACAAAGACACCCUGCAGCAGAUUCCGAACACGGUCGAUCUGAGUCAAGUGCUUUUGAAGCUUCAGGCGUUGCAGGGUCCAGCAGCGUCGUCGGAAUUCCAGACAGGUUUCAGUCUCACCGUGAUCACCGUCACCGUCUUCAACAGGCUGGUGCAGCCAACGGCUGAGGGGAACACUCAACGCAGGAGGAGGGCAGCGUCGUGCAAGGUGACCCCUAGCUCUGAUAAGAUCCACGAGCUGGGACAAGCCAACAGUUUGUGGUCAGCAGAGCAGCUGUCCUGUAUCAGCACCGAGACCUUCAGUGACAGUAUCGGGGUCCUGGGCUCCGUCCUUGGCUUUUCACCAGAACAGCGCUCGGUCCUGACCGACAAAGCCAUCGAGGCCUGGGGAGCACCAGCCACUUUUUCCCAGAGCGAAAUCGCCAGUCUCCAAUAUCUCCUCAGCGCCCUGUCUGUCAGUGACUUGGAGACGAUGGAUCUGAGCUCCCUCGAUAACCUGGACAGCGUUGCGGGGUGUCCUUCCUGGACGCAAGACCAGAGGAGGGCGGUGUUGGAACGUUACCUGGAGCUGAACGGCCUGACCGCGGCCAGGCUGAAUGCCGUUGAGCUGAGUGGGCUCGGCAACUUCCUGUGUGCGAUGAAUGCUUCUCAGAUCAACGCGCUACAGGGGGACGCGAUCAAGUUGGCCGCUGCCGGUCUGGGGAAGCUGACCUGUCCCUCCAAGACCCUGGACCUGCUGAAGGAGAAGUGUAGCACAGUCUUUGGAGGAAUGAGUACCUGGAACGAUUCCCAGCUUACUGAACUGGGCACCAUCGUGGGUGCUGUCUGUGGAGCAGCUGAAGGCGCUGGGCCCGGAGAACGCUGGCGCUGUGACCCCGGAGCAGAUGGACCUGCUGACCCCGGAGCAGAAGGACGCUGUGCACGAAGCACUCGGAGUCUCCACUCAGAAAGCGCUGCCCUACGGCAUGUCCCGCAGCCCCAGCCUGGGCGUCUCUGGGCUGGUGCACAUGGUUGCUACCCUGCUCUCGGUUGUGCUGCUGUUUGGGUGAGAUGUGAUGCAGAGGGAGGCAGAAUCUCAAACCGCCCGUCCCAUCCUCCCGCUGCAGCUCCUUGUACCCGACUGCGCCCGCACAACGUCUUCCCUCACCCUUCUCCUGCUUGGAAAGAAAGUGCUCGCUUCGAAAAUCGAUUUCCUCUCAAAUCCGAGUUAAAAAUGAAUAUUUUCAGCAAAUGAUUCGCUGUGAAUCGAUCCUGUCA
Molecule: messenger RNA, 3798 nt
Organism: Hemiscyllium ocellatum (epaulette shark)
Lineage: Eukaryota; Metazoa; Chordata; Chondrichthyes; Orectolobiformes; Hemiscylliidae
Product: otoancorin-like
Exons: 26
Coding region: 218-3775 (1185 amino acids)
Biological process (GO): cell-matrix adhesion
Cellular component (GO): cell surface
Source: RefSeq, a predicted model, not a curated record